Rhinocladiella mackenziei CBS 650.93 is the source of this 1254-nucleotide messenger RNA. RefSeq lists its product as uncharacterized. The coding region runs from base 1 to 1254 and encodes 417 amino acids. The record is from RefSeq and is a predicted model, not a curated record. The transcript is spliced from 3 exons. Gene Ontology annotation, cellular component: fungal-type vacuole membrane. Lineage: Eukaryota; Fungi; Ascomycota; Eurotiomycetes; Chaetothyriales; Herpotrichiellaceae. Gene Ontology annotation, biological process: macroautophagy.
AUGCAGCUUUCGAGACUUUUCAUAUCACUUUUCUUGCUCCUGGUGACGGGUGUACUGGCACAGGACCUCCUGUCCGUACUCUCCUCCCACUCCGACCUAUCUCGUCUCAACUCUCUCCUCCAAACAGUCCCUUCGUUUGCGGAUUUUCUCAAUUCCUCCUCUGACAUCACCUUCCUCGCUCCAUCAAACGAUGCCAUCGAGGACCUCCAAGACUUGUUUCCUCGAGGGGACAAUUCUUCUGAAAUCCUGGAAGCGGCGCUCGCUUACCACGUUCUCAACGGCCGAUUCCCAGCUUCCGAAAUUACUCGAGAUGGUCGGUUCAUCCAAACUUUGCUGACAAACCCGGCGUAUGUGAAUGUCACCGGUGGGCAGGCUGUCUAUGCGGCAUCUUCGAAUUCGUCGGACGACGACACCGAAGUCGUUUUUUAUUCUGGCUACAAUUCCAAGUCAAAGGUGGUGGAAUCGGACAUCCACUUCGCCAACGGCCUCAUCCACAUCAUCGACGACGCCCUCGUGAUCCCGCCUUCUGUCACGGACGCCGCCCUGGCAGCGGGCCUCACAUCUCUCGUCGGCGCUGUCUCGAAUGCAUCCUUCGCCUGGACACAAUGGAGUAACAACACCUUCUUCACGCCGACCAACGACGCAUUCGAAUCCGUGGCGUCUGCAUUAACGAAUCUUUCGCCAGAUGAAUUGCACACGAUACUCAUGUACCACGUUAUCAAUGACACGGUGCCGAUUUAUACGAGUCGGAUCGAUCACGAGAAUUGGAUCACGACCACGGGCACGAACAUCACCUUCAACAUCACGGCCGAUGGCAUCAUCUUCGUGAAUUCCGCCGCGAUCGUGCAAGCGAAUAUCCUGGUGGCGAACGGCGUGAUGCAUGUCAUUGACAAUGUCCUGAACCCCAACGCCACGCGCGAUGGCACGAGCGGCCAGCUCCCGCCCCCGACGAACCAGACAUCGGGUCUCCCAGCAUUUCCCGACGCGACCUCGGUUGUUGACGAGGUUCCUUUCACGAGCGGCGUGCCUGAGGCGACGACGACCCUGGACCCAGAGCCCACUCAGACACCAUACCACGGCAACAUGGCGCCUGAAGAGCCUUCGGGUACUGAUGGAGGCUCUGCCGAGAGCACUGGUGCUCCGGCCGUCGAAGAAAGUGGAGCGGCUGCCCUCAUGGCUAGUCGCGCGGGGGUUGUGGUGUCCGCAUUCGCGGCGAUACUUGUGACAGGAUGGGGUAUGUUGAACCUGCCAUAA